Microdochium trichocladiopsis is the source of this 1274-nucleotide messenger RNA. RefSeq lists its product as uncharacterized. The record is from RefSeq and is a predicted model, not a curated record. The transcript is spliced from 6 exons. Lineage: Eukaryota; Fungi; Ascomycota; Sordariomycetes; Xylariales; Microdochiaceae. Bases 113 to 994 code for a protein of 293 amino acids.
UUCGAUCACCCGUCCAAGAGUGUUUGAAAGGGAGCUGGCAGCAGAGAGGCAUUCGAGGGCUUGAGGAACACAUACCAGAUUUCCGUCGUUACUCCACAUCGGUGCCCGGACCAUGGUUGCCCCGCACCAGGCGAUGCAACCCUUUCAGCAGCCCCGGGGACAUCCCCAGUUCCAACCGAUGCAGACGAUGCAAAACUCACCGUUAUUCCAGCAAUCCCAGUCACAGCAACCGCUGCACGCUCAGCCGCCACAGCAGUCGCAGGCUCAGCAGCUACAGCACGCUCAGGUAUCGCCACAGUCGCAGCCAUUACAACACUCUCAACAGCCGCAGUCCACCCAGUCCUCUCAGCAGCCGCAGCUGUACCAGCAGCCUCAACCGGCCCAACAGGCUCAGCAGCACACGCCCGAGCAAGUCCACUCGCAAAUCCAGAUACCAUCAAGUGUCGAUCCCGGUCAAUCACGACCCAACAACGGGUAUUUCCUAGGAGAAAUUGAUCCCCUAGACUAUGUUCAACAAUCAUCGUCAGCUGCAAUAAUUUUACUGGAAAAUCUCGGGCGAGUUGUGGAACAACAACACCAAGAAUCGUCAGAGGAGUCUAGAAUACUGAGUGGCAGAAUCGCAGAGGUGGAUCUCAAGUCGGCGAAGAAUGUGGCGACGGUUCUUAAGGCCAUUCACAAGUUCUCCAUGGCACCACAGCCCAACCCAGAGAACAGUUUGGGCAGUGCAGACCAUUCAGAUUCAGGCGUCAAUGACAUAUCCGUAAAUGUCAUGCCGGAGUACUCGCCAGCUGCAAUACCAUCUGACGAUACUCUACCUCAAACAUCAUCAACUACGAACGAGCAAAGAAGAUCAGAUCGACGACGUGACGGCAUGGCAGGAAAAGGCGCGGGCCGGACUCAGACAGAUGCAAGAAAAAGGAAAAAGCAAUUGCAGAGGCUUCAUCUAAUGGUGUGUUUGAAUCAAAGGAGGUUACCUCUGAUGAACUCAUUUUAGUCGUAUCAAAGAGAGAUCGCACUGGUAUUGAAAAGGGUCAACAUGAGGGGAGCGCUGCUUUCAGCCCUCGUCGGUGAAUGCUCUGAAAAGCUGGCGUCUAUCAGAAUUUGCUCUGCGCCACUCUUGUUCUAACCCCUGUCAUCGCCACCGGCAACUACCCAAUCGCAUAGCUAGGCAGGUCCCGACAGUUCGCUGGAUCCUGCUUGGCCCGGGCGCGUCAUACAUGUGUCAAGGCACCAACCCCCUGGACCUAGCUACCUGCAGUAGCCUUCAAAAAGUC